Molecule: messenger RNA, 2140 nt
Organism: Actinia tenebrosa (Australian red waratah sea anemone)
Lineage: Eukaryota; Metazoa; Cnidaria; Anthozoa; Actiniaria; Actiniidae
Biological process (GO): polysaccharide biosynthetic process
Molecular function (GO): pyridoxal phosphate binding; transaminase activity
Source: RefSeq, a predicted model, not a curated record
UCGAACCAAGGAGGGUGGGUUUUCUUCUUAAAUUAAUAAUUCAUAUUGAUUCAUUAUUUAAAGCGAAACACCCUCUGAUACCUGUGUCUGGUCUACGUAUGAUAUUAUUCCAAAUAACGUUGUUGUUAUUCGGCCAUAUUUCGCAAGAAUUCCCUAAAUUCUGUGUCGACAAGUGUGGCUUAAAGUCUGGUUGUCAAAACUUUAGAAUAACAUUUCGAUGAACAUCACUGUAUCUGAUUCUGUGGUUUGAACGAUGCCGGUGACUUGGUCUCGAGGAAUCAAGGCUUUCUGAAUACAUAUGGCUUUGUUUAUUUGACUUCUGCCUUCGCUGAAAUUUCACUGAGUUUGAAAAAGAUUCCUAUUCGUGGUCUGUGCGAGUGCUGAUACCACAAUGGGUGUAGUUGUAAACCUAGCGUUCCAUCACUGAUUUUAACCGAAAACUCCAACAGAGUUUGGUUGACUCACAAUAAUCUUUAUGGCACAACAUUAACCACGACUACUAAAGAGACGGAGCUGCUGAAACGAUAUACUAUCAAUGGCUUUGAAUAAGUAUUGGCCUCAAACGUAUGGGUGUUUGUAUGUAGACAUAGCUUGGCGGAACAUCUUUUCAGCCUACAUGAAUCUAAUUUCUAAUUUGGAUAGGAAACAACUUCAAAGUCAAGUAGAAGACCUUUUUGGUGGAACUGAUAAAUUUCUGGCUUGCACAUCAGUUCGUAGUGGCUUGGAUCUUUUUCUAGCUACAAUGAACUUCCCAAGAGGCUCUGAAAUCAUAUUCACUGCCAUUAACAUUCCUGAUAUGCCAAGCAUUGUGGAAUCCUAUGGAAUUAAUGUCGUAACUGUUGAUAUUGACCUUGAAACUCUUGGCCCCAAGGAAGAGCUUCUAGAAUUAGCAAUAACAGACAAAACAGUUGCUAUCUUAGCAGCCCAUAUUUAUGGAAAAUGGAUUGAGAUGGAUAAAAUCAUCARUAUAGCUCAUAGCCGGGGGUUAUUUGUUCUCGAGGAUUGUGCUGAAUGCUUUCAAGGCUUCAAAAGUAAAGGAAAUGAAAAUUCUGAUCUUGUCUUUUAUAGCUUUGGACUGAUUAAGUAUUCCACUUGUUUGGGUGGAGCAAUCGUAAAUGUCAAGAAUAUUGAACUUUUGAGAAAGAUGAGAGCCAAACUAGGGUCAUAUCCUGUUCAGAGUCACGUUUUUUUCCUUCAAAAGUUGUUGAAAUACUCUGCUAUAACCUUGGCAUUGAACAGUUCAUAUUUACAAUGGGGCAUUGUAAGACUCAUGAACCUGCUCGGCUGGGAGUAUAAAGAGGUGUUUAUUUCUUUUUUAAGAGGAUAUCCGGGUCAAAUUUUUCCUCAGCUACGACUUCAGCCUUCUGCCGCAUUACUAAAGGUCAUGUUUGAUGUUCUGUCGAAUGUUAAUGAAAGAGAAUUUGACAUUGUGAAAAUGAAGGGCGACUUUGUGGGAGACAAUUUACCAGAUAAUGUUUUCAUGCCUGGGAAGAAGUCUCGUGUUAUCAACUACUGGCUGUUUCCAAUUGUUGUUGAUAAUCCUUUUGAAGUCAUGAAAGCACUUGCUAAAGAAGGAAUAGAAGCAUACCAAGGUGCAACACAGUUACGCACAGUCUACAAAACCCCUACUUCCAAGGAAGCUACAAGCAGCAGUACAGACCAAAAUGAUGAGGAAAGAUUUGCGAAAAAGCUUUUGCCAGCUCAGGAUUGUCAUGUAGAAAAUGACUUCAGCACCUCUCCUGAAGUAGCAGCUGGUGUAAGCCAAUCAUUUUCAAGUCCGAACUAUUGCGAAACUUUCUCGACCACUGCUGUCACCCAACAAAACUUAGCUGCAAAUUCACCAGCAAAUUAUUCCACUUCUACCGUGUUUGUUGGAAAAGAAAAAGACUCUCAGAAGAAGACUCUCAAGCAUACCAAGUGUACUUCAAAGAAUUCCAAAGAUAUUUUAUACCCAUACAAUGCAGAGUACCUUAUUGAUCAUGUUUUGUAUUUGCCUGUACAUAAGAAAGUUCCCUUAUGGUAUUUGGAGUACAUAUGUAUUGCAUUGGAAAAGGUUAUGAAGGAUCGACCUGGAGUAAAAUUCAAGAAUGACAAGAAAAAUAUUAUUUUACCUUCAAAACUUUGAAGUACAAUUUAUUUU